GCCGUUGAUAUAUAUUGGGAGAAAAUAGAAAAAUUAGUACUAGUAUAGCAGUAUCAGAAUUGGUAAGCGUAUUAUCAAAUUCUCUCAAACUUUCUUCUUCUUCUCUCAUAUGAUUUUGACGACGCUGCUUGUAGCUGCAAAAGUGGUGUUUAAUUUUUUUAAAAAAGAUGGAAUUUGGAGCAAAAGGACAGAAGAAGCCAAAACCCAUUGAUGUCUUCAAGAAUGUCAAGGGCAGAUAUACUGGUCUUAUUAAAGCUCUCACAACAGAUGUGGAUGAAUUUUAUAAGCAGUGUGAUCCUGAAAAGGAGAACUUAAGCUUGUAUGGACUCCCAAAUGAGCGAUGGGAGGUCAAUCUGCCUGCUGAAGAUUCACCACCAGGCCUUCCAGAGCCUGUUCUUGGUAUCAACUUUGCUAGAGAGGGAAUGGAACAAAAGGAGUGGCUUUCUUUUGUUGCCUAUCACAGUGAUUCUUGGUUGCUUGCUAUUGCCUUCUACGCUGGUGCUAGAUGUGGAUUUGGUAAAGCCGAGAGGAAGAAGCUCUUUGACAUGAUAAAUGAUUUACCUUCAAUACAUGAAGUAGUGAUUGGUGUUCCAAAGACGCAACAAAAAGAAAAACCUACAGUCCCUAAUCAAAGUAAAAACAAAUCCAAGCCAAACGCCAGUAAGAGGGCAGUGGAGCCUCAGGAUAUGUUUACGAAGAUGCAGCAAAAAUAUGAAGAAGAAGAAGAUGAUGAUGAUGAUGAUGAAGCAGGAGAAGAAGAUGAGGAUGAAUGGGGUAUUGAGAUGGAUGUUGAAGAGGAGGAAGGUGAGACUCUGUGCGGCAUAUGUGAGGGGAAGUAUGCGAAGGAUGAAUUUUGGAUAUGUUGCGAUCAUUGUGAAACAUGGUUCCACGGCCAGUGUGUUAAGAUCACCGCUGCCACAGCUGAGUACAUGAAGCAAUACAAGUGCCCGCCUUGCAGCAGCAAAAGAGCCCGAACUCACUUUACAGAAUACUGAUCAACAACAGUUCUCUUGCUGCUAACUGUCUAUUCAUGAUGUUUUGCUAAAAUGUCUCAAGUAUGAAACUGAAGUUAGACUUUGUUAAGACUAACUUCAGUCGUCACGUCUAAAGUUGUCCCGAAUUGAGUAAAUGUACCAAAAUUUUAUAAAUUUAGGACAUAACUUAAACAGUGACACCAAAAUUGUGUCUAUGUGUACUCCCUAACCCCACCCAAUUUUAAACGUAUUUAUUUUUUAAACCACUUGUCUCGC
This is a messenger RNA of Solanum pennellii, 1250 nucleotides long. RefSeq names its product PHD finger protein ALFIN-LIKE 4-like. Gene Ontology annotation, biological process: regulation of DNA-templated transcription. Gene Ontology annotation, molecular function: histone binding; transcription coregulator activity; transcription cis-regulatory region binding. Gene Ontology annotation, cellular component: nucleus. The transcript has 5 exons. NCBI's taxonomy places the organism in Eukaryota, Viridiplantae, Streptophyta, Magnoliopsida, Solanales, Solanaceae. Bases 168 to 995 code for a protein of 275 amino acids. The record is from RefSeq and is a predicted model, not a curated record.